UGAAAAGUUAAAUUCCCACUAACGGCCCACUCACUCCAAUGAACCCGAAACAAAUCAAAAGAAUGAACAAUAAUUAAUUUUGAAAUUUUUGUUAUAAAAUUAUUGUUUUUUUUUCUGGAUUUCUCUCAAAUGUUCGGGUAGCGAUGGCGUCGAGAUCGUCAGGUACGAAGCUGUCUUUUGAGAUUUUAAGCAAAAGCAGCUCUUUAGCCGAAGAAGAAGAAGAUCGACCUUUAUUUUACCGAUCGAAGUCAGAUCCAAUCCAAUCCCAAAACGUCGUCUCUCGACCGUCCCGUCGGAAGAAGAGAAAACACAAGAAGAAGAAGGAGCCUAGGACAGAGUUCCCGAUAAUUCCGGAAGAUUCGGUAUCGGAGCAGCAGGGCAGCAGCAGCGGAGUCGUGGUGGAGUCGAAUUCCGAGAAUUACGGGAUCAGAGAUAACGGAAAUGUUAACAAGAUCAGUUAUGUUGGUGGCGGGAGCGUCGUGGUGGUGGAGGAGAGUGUGUGCCAGAAUGUGUGUGGUUUUGGGGAAUUGAGGCAGAGGAAUGUCAAUGGAGUUGCCGGUGGCGGAGGAGAGGAGAUGGCAACGGUGGCGACGAGGGCGGACGAGAGUGGUGUGGAGGUGAGUAGUUCGAAGGAGCCGUUGCCCCCGGCGCCGCCUCAGCCUGUGGCAAAUGGGAAUGUGCCGAAUAAGUUGGAGACAGCUGAGUCGUUGGAUUGGAAGCGGCUCAUGGCCGAGGAUCCUAAUUAUCCUUUUACAAUGGAGAAAUCACCAGUGAAAUACUUUUUGGAAGAAAUGUAUAAUGGAAAUUCAUUGCGGAGCACCACGACAUUUGGUAGUGAGCAAGAACGAGAGAGAGUGUAUGACACCAUCUUCCGCUUGCCCUGGAGAUGUGAAGUGCACAAAAACGUUGUUUCAGCUUAUAGAUGUUGGCUUCUUCAUCUGCUUCGAUUCUUUUUUGUCCUUGUUAACUAUCAUGCCAACAAGGAUUCUGAUUGUGCUCUGGAGGCUCCUGACUACAAGUUCAAGAGGCCUUCUGCUGCCGAGCUGUGUGAUUUUGGCUGCUUUGCUGUUCUGGCCUGUGGAGUUAUUCUCCUGGAGCAAACAGAUAUCAGCCUGAUAUAUCACAUGAUUCGUGGUCAAGGAACAAUCAAACUCUACGUGGUUUACAAUGUGUUGGAGAUAUUUGAUAAAUUAUGCCAAAGCUUUGGUGGAGAUGUGUUAGAAACCCUAUUUUAUUCUGCAGAAGGACUUGCAAAUUGCUCUCCGGAAAAAAUGAGAUUCUGGAUUCGUAGAUUUGUUUCGGACCAAGCAUUGGCUAUGGCUUUUUCAAUUCUUCAUUCUUUUAUUUUAUUAGCUCAGGCAAUUACUUUAUCAACUUGCAUCGUCGCUCAUAAUAAUGCAUUAUUUGCUUUGUUGGUAUCCAAUAACUUUGCUGAGAUAAAAAGUAAUGUCUUCAAACGUUUUAGCAAGGAUAACAUCCACAGUCUGGUAUACUCAGAUUCAGUAGAGAGAUUCCACAUUUCAGCAUUUCUCUUAUUCGUUUUAGCUCAAAAUAUUUUAGAAGCAGAGGGUCCUUGGUUCGAAAGUUUUCUUUAUAAUGCGCUAGUGGUUUUUGUUUGUGAAAUGUUAAUUGAUAUCAUAAAACAUUCGUUCCUUGCCAAAUUCAAUGGCAUAAAGCCCAUUGCAUACUCUGAAUUUCUUGAAGAUCUCUGCAAGCAGACUUUGAAUAUACAAACUCAAGAUGGCAAGAAAAAUCUCACUUUUGUUCCACUUGCACCAGCUUGUGUGGUCAUCCGAGUGCUGACUCCAGUGUAUGCUGCUCACCUUCCAUACAGCCCCCUGCCAUGGAGAUUCUUUUGGACCCUUCUCUUGAUCUCCAUGACCUACGUCAUGCUCACAAGCCUAAAAGUGAUGAUUGGCAUGGGCCUACAAAAACACGCAAGUUGGUAUGUCAAUAGGUGUCGUAAAAGAAAACACCAUCUUCACUUCGAUUGAUUUAAAACGGUGAAGGUGGAUACCGUCAGAAAGUUCUGCUGCUUCCUUGUGAUUCUUAUUAUCCAUUUUGACCUGGUGGGGAAAGUAUCAAUGAGAAAUGUAGGAAAACCGCUCAGAUUUGUUCGCGAGAGACAGGUAGCAGUAGUCAACAUGAAAUAUGGAAAAUUGAAUCCCAAAGAGUAUACAUGUAAAUGGGUCUUCCCUCCAAUUUUGUCGAGAAUCGAUCACUUGCUGGCUUCAGAGACUGUUCGUACAACAAAGGUUUCGGUAUUGCUAUUUCUCCCUAAUCUUCUGGUGCAUCUCUUGCGAUUACAUUUUUUUUUCCAGGGGAGAAGGGGGGUUUACAUUCAUAUCUAAUAUAAGAGUAUUGUUCAAAAACAACUCCGGAGUGUAAAAUAGAAAUAAAACGAUUUUAUCUUCUCUUUUA
Messenger RNA from Theobroma umbraticum, 2421 nucleotides. The record is from RefSeq and is a predicted model, not a curated record. Lineage: Eukaryota; Viridiplantae; Streptophyta; Magnoliopsida; Malvales; Malvaceae.